Molecule: messenger RNA, 4063 nt
Organism: Misgurnus anguillicaudatus (oriental weatherfish)
Lineage: Eukaryota; Metazoa; Chordata; Actinopteri; Cypriniformes; Cobitidae
Source: RefSeq, a predicted model, not a curated record
AUGGUGAUGGUCGUGGAUGAAUGGCACAACAAUGGGCCUCAGGAUUUAGUCACGAUAUCUCUGUGCAUUCAAAAUGCCAUCAAUAAAAUGCACAUGUGUCUGUUGUCCAUAACAUAUACCUGCCCAUACCAUAACGCCACCAUCGGCCACUCCACCCAUGUUGAGGUCAUCAAGCAAAUCCCUCAUCCUCACGACGCCAUACAUGCUGGCUGCCAUCUGCCCUGUAUAGGGAAAACCAUGAGGAAAACACCUCUCCAAAGUGCCAGAUGCCAUCGACUGUCAGCAUUUGCCCACUCAAGACGAGCUGCUGUCUGGUUAAGACCUGGAUGAGGAUGAAGAGUAUGCAGAUGAGCUUUCCUGAGAUGGUUACUGACAGUUUGUGUAUAAAUUCUUUGGUUAUGGAAACCGGUUGUUGCAGCAGCUGUCCGGGUGGCUGGUCUCGGACAAUCUUGGAGGUGUAGAUGCUGGAUGUGUAGGUCUGGUUACACAUGGUUUGGAGAAGGCUUAGAGAGUAGAGACAUGAACAUUCAAUUCACGGGCAACAGCUCUGGUGGACAUUCCUGCAGUUAGCAUACCAAUUGCAGACUCCCUCAAAACUUGCGACACCUGUAGCAUUGUGAUGUGGGAUAAAACUGCACAUUUUAGUGUGGCCUUAAUUGUGGCCAGCCUAGGACUACGUUUACACGUGGGCGGCUAUUUUCAUAAACCUCUCCGGUUUCAAAAAUAACUUCGUGCACACAUGUCACUUUUCAGAAAAGUGUUCAUUGACACGUACUCAUGUAUAUAUGCUGUCAAAAGCAUGCCAAACCUCUAGGUGGCGGGGUAACAAGAAGCUCAAGCCCACGUAAGCCAAUUAGAAUCUCGAAAACAGCAACAAAUUAGUGAUGGGAGAAGUUAAGCUUUUCGAAGCUUCUAAUCAAUUGAACCAAUUGCUUCGAAAAUUGAUUCAGUUUUUCGAAGCAGCUCGAAACACCACACACGCUGUCGACCCCUGCUGGUCAAAAUAGUGUAAAAGCAGAUAUGUCCAAACAUUUAACACUUUUUUUGACAAAAUAAUAGCAAGAUUUGUAUUAAAAUAUGUUUAAAAAAUUAUUUUUACUUAAUUAAGACAUAGUAAAAAGUCUAUUAUGUGUUUUUAGUUUUAUUUAGGGCAAACAAAUCAUAAAAACUAACUACCCUUUUAAUUAUGCAAAUUUUUGUCAUUAAAUCUGUCUAUAAACAAAAAUUAGACAAAAUGGCAGUGUUAUUAGUCAGAAGGAUAAAUGUUUUAUGAACUUUAAUAAAACUGACCCAAGUUCACCUAAACAUAUUAGACACUGGUCAUGUGAUCAACUCCCCCUAGUGGUGAACCAUCGGAUUUUCGAAACGUUUCGAAACAGUUAUGACGUAAUGAAGCCUCGUUUGCUAAAAUCACGUGACUUGGGCCAGUUUGAAACAAGCUCCGAUCCACUGAUUCGAAACAAAAGAUUCGUAAAUGUUUCGAAGCCUCAUGAAGCAGUGCUUCGAAAACGACCAUCACUACAACAAAUCACUUCUUGUUCCUUUGAACAAGGUCACACUUUUAGCGUAGAUGCAAGGUCUGGCGCAUACUGUGACAUUGGCCGCCUAAACAUCCGUUUGUCUCAGUUUACAUGCAACCGAAGAUUUUCCAAAUCUUCACUCUGGCUAGAGUUUUUAGAAAGAAUUGAUUUCAGAGGUGAGUUCUCCAUUUGCGAGGAGAACCAUUUUCAGUUUUUCAAAAUAACCAUGUACGUGUAAACAGGGCCUAAGGCACACCUGUGCAAUAAUCAUGCUGUCUAAUCAGCAUCUUGACACACCUGUGAGGUGGAUGGAUUGUCUCGACUUCUAAGGAGAAGUGCUCACUAACACAGAUUUAGACAGAUUUGGGAACAAUAUUUGAGAGAAAUAGGCCUUUUGUGUACUUAAAAAGUCUUAGAUCUUAGAGUUCAGCUCAUGAAAAAUGUAUCAGUGAAAUAACCUGGUGAAAGAAUUAUGCAUUGUUAAGGCUAAAGUGGGAGCUUACUUUAUGUGGGGGAAGAAAAAUGUUACAAUCUUAUAUUGUAAGAAAUGGGCACAUUUGUGUGUGUGUGUGUGUGUGUGUGUGUGUGUGUGUGUGUGUGUGUUUUGCAGCAGUAGGACAAUGUGACCCUGUACUAUUAGGCCUACUGCACAUGCAAAACCUUCAUUACUACUUUGUUUAUCCCUGUCGUGUGUAAACACGCCCCACCAUUCAAACUGCUUUCGUUUUCAAAGGCGGAACUCCUUUAGAUCUUUACGUGAAACUGUUUAAACAUAUCCAUUGUAUGUUACAUGAAGUAUAUGCACUAAACAUUUCUGGACUGUAUAAUUUUCGAAGCUCGUACUUGAAAAAUGAUCGAGGACAAGCCAGAGGAGCAGCAGCAGGACUCUUGCAAAGAGGCUCAGUUUCUAAAAGACAAGUAUGCAGGUAUUGUUGCAAGGGUCACAUCUGUAAUGCCACUGGCAGAUGAUUUAAAAAGUAAGAACAUGAUACAUGAAGAAACUUACUCAAAGAUCAGAGCAGAAGAGACAAACCGAGAGAAAAUGAGGACGCUUAUGACAGCAUUGUGCAAUAAAGAAGCUAUUAAAGCCUUUUAUAAUGCACUGAGUAUACAUGAACCAUACCUCUUCGAAGAGCUGGGUGGUGUUACUAGGAAACGCAAGCUUUCUGAUACCGAAUGCCAAGUACCAGCCAAAAAUAAAAAACCUAAUACUGAGAAUAAACAACAAUUUGAACCUAACUAUAACAAUGACACUAUGAUGGCACCACCACAACCAGCAACACAAUACAAUGUUACCAAUAUAAACAUUAAAGAGAAACCCGUGUGCUCUUUAAAUCCACCUAUCUGUCCAGUGCCUGUGCCAUGCACUGGGGCAAUUAAUUUAAUGAGCAAUUGUGCUCUUAUAAAGUCUCCUGUAUCCAUUAAGAAGAAGCAGUCCCCUGCCUCCAAGAAAGAGAAGAAGCCCCCUGCAUCCAAGAAAGAAAAGAAGCCCCCUGCAUCCAGGAAAGAGAGGAAGCCCAUUGCACCCAAGAAAGAGAAGAAGCCCCUUGCACCCAAGACAGAAAAGCCCCUUGCACCCAAGAAAGAGAAGAAGCCCCCUGCAUCCAAGACAGAAAAGGCUACUGCACCUAAAAAGCAGAAAAAGGCCCCUGCAACCAAGAAACAGAAAAAGGCCCUUGCAACCAAGAAACAGAAAAAGGCCCCUGCAACCAAGAAACAGAAAAAGGCCCCUGCAACCAAGAAACAGAAAAAGGCCCCUGCAACCAAGAAUCUGAAAAAGGCCCCUGCAACCAAGAAACAGAAAAAUGCCCAUGCACCCAAGAAAUAGAAGAAGCCCCCUGCACCCAAGAAAGAGAAAACACCAGAAAACAGAAUCCGCCUCAAAGCAAAGUAGGACCCCGAACCUAAACACUAGCUGCAUUUACAUGGACAUUUGUAAUCCAUUUAAAUGAUCAAUCUGAAUAAAAAUGCUCCAUGUAAACACCUCAAUCGGACUAAAAAGUGCCAAUCUGAUUAAAAAUCGAAUCCGCUUGUUAGGGGUGGUUUAUCCGCUCAAAAGGAUAUGUAUACACUUGAUCGGAUGGAUAACUGAAACUGGGACCCUCUGCCCAUGUGGCAUCUUUUCUUCUUUUAAUAGCGGUUGGCAAACCCACUGAAAGGCGCAUUUCUGCCACCUACAGGACAGGAGUGUGGAGCAUAUUCACACGUGCAAUGACGUAGAAUUGCCGUAAUGACAUGUGACGCAAAUAACUCGAGUUUGUUUUUUUGAAGGAAAUCACAAGAAGUGAUUGUCUUGUUAAUCUUGUUCCUAUUAUCCUUCCAUUUCCCUAUAAAGUGAUACAAGACAGCAUUGUCCGGUCAGUCCAUGAUUUAUUCUCUGAUCAACAAACGCGUGUGUUUGGACUCGCUCUCGCCAAUGGUCUCUGCAGCACUGCGUGAAGUAAAAUACGCUUUUUGGGCACAUGUGAAUGGGUGUUUUUGCUGCUGCUUUAUAAUCAGUGAGGCACAAAGCAAAUCUUGAAACAGCGUGAAACUAUAUUUGU